UCUCCCUCUGUUUGUCUGUGUGCGUGCUGGAUCGGAGAUCCAAUCUCCGCGCGCGCGCGCUGCCUCUCUCUGUCUUGUGGCUCGAGAUUCGUCCGGGCCAAGCACGGAAGCAUCGGGCACGUCUAGCUGCUGCUGCUGCUGCAAUCUGUUCAGGAGCGGGGGCGCUGCGUGUAGAUGGCGUCGAAUGAGGGGUUCCUGACGGACCAGCAGAGGGAGACGCUUAAAUUAGCGACCCAGAACGCGGAGAUUCUGUCCUCCUCUCCCAAGUCGCCCAAGACUCUCCUCUCCGAACACCCGUUGAAGGUUCCCGCCGCCGGCAAGGCGCCCACGGCUGGAAUCGCCGUGAGGCACGUGCGGAGGUCGCACUCCGGGAAGUUCAUACGAGUCAAGAAAGAUGGAGGUGGUGGUAAGGGAACUUGGGGGAAAUUGCUUGACACCGAUGGUGGAUCACAUAUUGAUAGAAAUGAUCCCAACUAUGACAGUGGUGAGGAGCCUUAUCAGCUCGUUGGUUCAACAGUCUCAGACCCUUUGGAUGAAUACAAGAAAACUGUUGUUUCUUUGGUAGAGGAAUACUUUAGCACUGGUGAUGUGGACGUGGCAUCGUCUGAUCUCAGGGAACUGGGCUCGAGUGAAUAUCACCCAUACUUCAUCAAGCGGCUAGUUUCGAUGGCCAUGGAUCGCCAUGAUAAGCAGAAAGAAAUGGCCUCGGUUCUGCUCUCUGCCUUGUAUGCUGAUGUCAUCAGCCCACCACAAAUUAGAGAUGGGUUUGUCUUGCUUCUUGAGUCGGCUGACGAUCUCUCUGUUGAUAUAUUGGAUGCUGUUGAUGUGCUCGCAUUGUUCCUGGCACGGGCUGUAGUUGACGAGAUUCUCCCCCCAGCGUUCCUCACCAGGGCUAAGAAAACACUGCCCGAAUCCUCUAAAGGUUUCCAGGUUAUUCAGACUGCUGAAAAGAGUUAUCUCUCAGCCCCGCACCAUGCAGAACUUUUGGAGAGGAGAUGGGGUGGUAGCACACACAUAACUGUUGAAGAGGUGAAAAAGAAGAUAGAUGAUCUACUAAGGGAGUAUGUGGAGACUGGAGAUGCUUUUGAGGCAUGCAGGUGCAUUAGGGAGUUGGGUGUUGCAUUUUUCCAUCACGAGGUGGUGAAAAGGGCUUUGGUUCUUGCAAUAGAGACACGAGCAACAGAACCCUUGAUAAUGAAGUUGCUGAAGGAAGCUGCUGAGGAAGGCUUAAUAAGUACCAGUCAAAUGGCUAAGGGGUUUGCCCGUUUGGCUGAGAGCCUCGACGACCUUGCUCUUGACGUUCCAUCUGCAAAGUCCCUGUUUCAGUCACUGGUUCCCAAGGCUAUCUCUGAAGGAUGCCUUGAUGCUUCAUUUUCAAAGUCAUCAGAUAAUGGAGACGUACAAAUGGAAGAUGAAAAGUUAAGGCGCUAUAAGAAGGAAGUUGUAACUAUAAUUCAUGAAUAUUUUCUCUCUGAUGACAUUCCUGAGCUCAUUCGGAGCCUGGAAGAUCUUGGAGCACCUGAUUUUAACCCUGUAUUUUUGAAGAAGCUCAUCACCCUUGCUAUGGACAGGAAGAACAGAGAGAAAGAGAUGGCAUCUAUCCUGCUGUCUGCCCUCCAUAUUGAGAUUUUUUCAACUGAGGACAUUGCAAAUGGUUUUGUGCUGCUUUUGGAAUCGGCAGAGGACACGGCUCUCGACAUUCUAGAUGCUUCAAAUGAGCUUGCUUUAUUUUUGGCUAGGGCUGUUAUUGAUGAUGUGUUGGCCCCGCUGAAUCUAGAAGAAAUUGGAAGCAGGUUGCCUCCUAAUUGCAGUGGGAGUGAAACCGUGCGUGUGGCUCGAUCGCUCAUUGCUGCCCGUCAUGCUGGGGAGAGGAUUCUUAGGUGCUGGGGAGGUGGAACCGGGUGGGCUGUUGAGGAUGCGAAGGACAAAAUUCAAAAGCUUCUGGAGGAAUACGAGAGUGGUGGGGUGGUGACCGAGGCUUGCCAGUGCAUACGUGAUCUGGGAAUGCCCUUCUUCAACCACGAAGUCGUGAAGAAGGCAUUGGUAAUGGCGAUGGAGAAGAAGAACGACAGGAUGCUGGAUCUGCUACAAGAAUGUUACAGCGAGGGGCUCAUCACCAUCAAUCAGAUGACAAAAGGUUUCACCCGGAUUAAGGAUGGAAUGGAUGAUUUGGCUCUUGACAUCCCGAAUGCAAAAGAGAAGUUCCAUUUCUAUGUGGAGUAUGCUAAUCGGAAGGGGUGGCUCCCAUCUUCAUUCGAGUCAUCCUUAUUGCCCGCUCCAGUCGCGGCUACUUGAGAGGGAAACAUGUAUUUCUGUCUUCUCGAGUACGUUGUAGCCUGUCACGUUAUGUAACGAAUUGUGCACUUUCAAGUGCUUCAGAAGCCUGAUUAGAUGGGGGAUGUUUUGAGUUCAUCUGGACGCCUUUUUUUCCCUAUUUCCUUGUAGUUUCCCGAUGGAGAUCAGCUGAUGUAUAAAGUUAGUUGCUUAUCCAGCUUUAGGCUCAUGGUGCAUCAUAUUUGUCGCAUGCAGUAUGACACUAAGAUUAAGAAUUCUUUGAUGCCAUUCAGCUCGUUUUUUGGUA
Syzygium oleosum is the source of this 2581-nucleotide messenger RNA. RefSeq names its product MA3 DOMAIN-CONTAINING TRANSLATION REGULATORY FACTOR 1-like. The transcript has 4 exons. Bases 175 to 2295 code for a protein of 706 amino acids. Gene Ontology annotation, biological process: negative regulation of DNA-templated transcription. Lineage: Eukaryota; Viridiplantae; Streptophyta; Magnoliopsida; Myrtales; Myrtaceae. The record is from RefSeq and is a predicted model, not a curated record.